This is a messenger RNA of Cercospora beticola, 354 nucleotides long. RefSeq lists its product as uncharacterized. The record is from RefSeq and is a predicted model, not a curated record. Lineage: Eukaryota; Fungi; Ascomycota; Dothideomycetes; Mycosphaerellales; Mycosphaerellaceae.
AUGGCCUCUACCGUUGUCCAAAUUGCGGACCGAGCGAAACAUGAUCAGGUCGUGGAAGAGUCGCACCGGACACCUACCAUUAUCCACGUCUCUAAUUCUUCUUUGCCUACUUGUCGGGAGUUUAGUCCGAGAUAUGAAAAGCUGGCUCAGAAGCAUGCAAGCAGUGGUAUAGCGUUCGCCGAAAUGGACUUCAACGCAGCGACAAGCUACUUGUUCAAAUUCUCACCAAAUCAGCUGCCUGUCACGGUGGCUAUGUUCGGAGACCGCUGGGCAAAGACUGUCAUGGGCGCAGAUAUGAAAGGGAUCGAGGAGUCUAUCGAACUGCUGCGAGGCGAGGCGAAACGGGAUGUCUAA